AUGCCUCUGGAAUCAAGCAAGCCUGGCCAGUCAUCUGGUGAAGGAGAUAAGCAUACGGUACUUGACAAAGAAAUCAAAGACUUGGUUUCCGCCGUAACUCGCCGCGUAUGCGGUAUUCAUAAACCGGGAUCGAGCCAGGGCGGAGAUGAUAAUGGUGUGAGGAUCAUCACACUUGCAGGAAACAAUGCCGGUGCAACAAUGCGAAGCGAGUUGGAUGAGAAAUCCAGCAGCCCGCAUGGGAUUUCACUUGGCGAGCCCGACACGCUCAGUACCUACGUGAACAGCAAUUUCCAAGCCGUUAACAACUCGAUCAUGCUCAGGAGCAGCUACAACACCAAUGAUCCCGGUGUCCAUUUGGACAUCUCGGAUGUCGCCGAACACGAAGGCAAGAAGUAUGCAGAUAAGCACAGGAGGGGAAAGAAAAUAGACAAGGAUUCCGCCAAAACCGAACAUUCCGAUUAA
Hibiscus syriacus is the source of this 462-nucleotide messenger RNA. RefSeq lists its product as uncharacterized. Lineage: Eukaryota; Viridiplantae; Streptophyta; Magnoliopsida; Malvales; Malvaceae. The transcript has a single exon. The record is from RefSeq and is a predicted model, not a curated record. Bases 1 to 462 code for a protein of 153 amino acids.